Molecule: messenger RNA, 2242 nt
Organism: Panicum hallii
Lineage: Eukaryota; Viridiplantae; Streptophyta; Magnoliopsida; Poales; Poaceae
Exons: 2
Coding region: 862-1533 (223 amino acids)
Source: RefSeq, a predicted model, not a curated record
UGUCAACUUGAACGCCUAAAUCAGUAAAUGCAGGCUGACCGGGCCCUACCGACCCGCUUGUCUGUUCCCACCAAAUCGCGCUCGUGAUUUGUUCACAGGGGACGCUUGUGUUAUCUAACAAAAUUAGGAAACGAAGAAAAAACCCACCACAACGUACUACAGCAACAUCUGAAAAUCAACUAUGAGACAUCAAAAAUCAAAUGAUGAAACAUCUCGAAUCACGCCCCACAACAUCAGAAAUCAACGAUGAAACAUCUCGAAUCACACCCCCGACAUCAGAACUCAUCCACCGCAACAUUUUUUCUGUUAACGAUUGCAACAUCAAAAGCUCACCCUGGGUUGAGCUCGUCACCACGAAACAUCGAAUCUCAAUAGCCGCAACAUGCCAGACAAGCUACUGCAACAUCGAAAAUCCUCAGUACAAUCCGGUUGACCUGCGAAGGAGCUCACAGCCACCAUCGAAGAGCUUGCCGCUUGCGUGGCUAGCUGUGGAGGAGUUCAUCGAAUACGGAGGACUGUGGCGCCGCCGCCGACCUCGUGCAGGGCGGGGGUACGCCACCGGCGACCUCGCCUGAAGGAUGGUCGCGCGCGGAGGUGCUGCACAACCCCCACAGCUCCCACGAGAGCUCGUUUGUGGAGUGAGAGGGAGAGAGAGAUGACCGAGAGGCUAAAGGGGAAGGGGUGGAAGGAUAAGGUUGCUGGCUGGGUACUACAUAGUUUGUUCACUCCAGCGGCGGUUCGAACGAACGAUUCAUUCCAAUCCAAUUUCUUUUCGUCCCCGAGACCUACCCCAGAUCCGCUGGCGGUCGGGGAACCCAACCGCACGCACGGCUCCCGGCUCCAGGCCCCGGCGACGGCACGAUGCGGCGGCAGCCAUUCUCCCGCCACGAUGGCUUCUUCGCCUCACUUCAGCGGGUGGAGGACCGGCUGGCCUCCGAGCAGCAUCAGGAGCAGAAGCGGGACCCGGCGCCACCGCCGCCGGCGGCAUGCCAACCCGAGCCGGCGCCGUUCUCGGACACCAUGACGACCGCGUCCCCGCUGCUCCUCCUCGACCCAGCACCGCCCAGCGUGGCCGCAAGCCGCGACAGCAGCGGCCCGGCGCUGGACUUCCUCACCGCCCUCACCGAACAGGACGCGCGCGUCCAGCAGGACGACGACGACGACAAUGGCGGCGGCGGUGUCGAGGAGGACAUUGCGCGGCUCAUGGCGCUGCUAGGCCUGUCGCCACCGCCACCGGACGGCGACGGCGACGGCGGGUGCGACGCUGAAGGCGGCACGGGCGGGUGCGACUGCAGCGGCGCCGACGGGUUCCUGGCCAAGGUCGUCGGCGUGGCCGGCCCCAAGUGCGACGGGGAGAACCGGAGGCUGGACGCCUGGAUCCGCCAUUAUUACCACCGUGGGGAAGGCGGCGGGUGCCGGGUCAGGGAGCCUGCGAGGCUGGCGCACCUGCUGCUUGCCAGGGCCUCCAGUGACGCGGCGGCGGUCGCGUCCCCGCCCACCGUGGAGGACUUCCUCGACCGCUAUCCUAAAUAGGGGGGCCUCUCGCGAAUACAUUCAGCGCCACGGCGGCGACGAAGAGGUGCUGCCGCCGGUCGCCGGAGACCCCAUCGCCACGCCACCACCACCCAUCAAUCGCAGCAUCGACAUCAGCAUCGCAAGCGUAGCUCCUUUGGCACUGCCCAACCAUCGUCCGGCUCGAGCCACCGCCACCGCCUUCAACGGGUGGGGAGCCGCUCUGGCGGCGCCGCGGCGAGACCGACGCCAUCGUGGACAUAGGAGAAAGAGACGACCGCGAGAGAUCAUGGGAGGCGAGCGGAGGGACUGCCUGCGGACUGACUCUCAUCAUCACACUGGCGGAUUGGCCUGUCCUCGAUCCUCGAUCUGCGACAUAAACAGGCUGAUCGAAGCUCCUAGUGAUGGAGAAAGCUAGCUCUGCUCCGGUCGUCUCGCCUUUUGUCAAUCAGCACAAUGAAACACCGAGUCAUGUAUUCUUAGAUCCAGAUGAUGAGGCAACAUGUUCGAUUGAAAUUGGUGCCAGCGCUUCAUCUUUUCCCCAUUCAAAUCAGUUGAACCAUGUAUUCCGAGAUAUUUGAUAUUUGGGAUCCAAUUCGGGAGCCUUUCAAGAUUUGACACUCAUAUCACAAUGAUAUGUGGGGUCAAUCUGAGUCACUGGCGUAUGGGUCAGGGUGUCAAAUCUUGAAAGGCUCAUGAAAUUUCUCAUGUAUUCUCACCUUUUGCGUCC